CGCCGCAUAUUAAGCUUAAAAAUAUAUUCCAUUUAUAUUUGCCAAAAUUCACUGCAUAUGGGUUGGCUUUAUUCAGGAAAACUGAGUUCUAUUGGCAACGUCGCUUCUAAUGCGCACCCCUUUGGAUCAGAUUUACUUUCACCCUCAAUAUACGCGAGCCUCCGCAAUGUUUUCCCUAGUUACACUCAGGUUUUUCGGGAAUUUUUAAGGUAAACCAGCUGUUCCUGGAAUAUUUCUUUAAAGGUUAAGAUGACACUGCCACGCCCUAUCAAGUUUCCUAUCCAUCCACCAAACCCCGUUUAAGCCACUUAAAAUUCUACAAAAUGAUAGCGACCAGACGUCUACCAGGGCUGAUUUAUACCCACAGAUACACCGCUUAUGCCAUAGGGAUUAUUGUUUCGACUUUUGUUUAUUUGCUAUUUAAAUGGAACGUUUUUUGUGUAAAUCUGCAAGCGUGGCAACACGUCAAAAAAAUGUGCACCCUCUACGAGCAAGGAUUAGCAAUCGGAUCGCUCUGCGCCCCCCUCUGCGUCUCUAAAGACAUCCACUCACUCACAUGUCACUCCUUCCAAGCGGCGAAAGAGGCGGUCUUCAGUGCAGAAUGGCACAACAUCAAGCUGGUAUUCAAAUCUGUCGACACCGAUGUCCAACCUAUCCACUGGUACGACAAUGGUCUACUAAGGUACCCGACGGAGAAAGAAUUUUUGUCUACGAUACGCACCAUCGUUAAGAGAAAAUUAAAUUUGACCUUGGCUUAUGAUACCGCUUCGAGGUUGGCUAGGUUAAAACCCUCUUAUGAGGAGAAGGAUUUGGUGAAGAGGAGGCAGGAGAUGGAUAGCUUAUGGUACUUGUUGCAAGAUAACGAAUAUCUUUUAUCGACGAUUUUUACAGACAAGGAUAUUUUCCCGCAAUUGAUUGGUACCUGUGGACCUUAUUUUGCUGUGGAAUAUUUGGACCCAGUGCCUUUUACCUCAGCAGUGUUUGCCAUAAGCGAAGACUGGGGUCAAAGAUUAAAAUUCGCCCUACAGAUCCUCGAGCUGCUCGACGAACUCGACACGAGCUUUCGCGAACCAUUCCACUUGUGUGACGUCAAACUGAGCCAUUUCGGUUACGUGAAAAACAUGAAAAAACUUAAAUACCUGGAUCUGGACGAGGCGUUUCCGCGGACCGUUAUUAACUCUCUCUUUAAGCUGAGUAAAUGUAACUCAGAUGACGACUGUGAAUUUUUAGAUUGUCGUUCCACGUGUAACUCGACCACGAACAAAUGCAAACAGGAAAUCGGUAAUAAUAAUUUGCAGAUCGUGUGCGAAAAAAUCUUUCUUGGUUGGAGAAUGUCCAACACUGUUAUAGUGCCUGGGUUGUUAAUGUCUCAGCAAACUCCUUCGGAAUUAGCGUCGAUUUUGAGGCAAUGUGCUAAUCCUGAAGGAGUGAGCGGGAAAGUGAGAAAGAUGCCCGACGACGAGGUGAGGAAGAGGUUGUACAACGUACUGUUUGAGAUGGAACAAUCAGUUAAUAAUGAUUUCUUUCUUUGAGGAUAUUAAUAAACAUGUUUAUAAAUGGA
Molecule: messenger RNA, 1561 nt
Organism: Anthonomus grandis grandis
Lineage: Eukaryota; Metazoa; Arthropoda; Insecta; Coleoptera; Curculionidae
Gene: aln
Product: divergent protein kinase domain 1C
Exons: 4
Coding region: 324-1532 (402 amino acids)
Source: RefSeq, a predicted model, not a curated record